UUUCGUUUAAUUUUUGGUUUUAAUUGUUGAGGAGAACUAAAUAUGGCGCCGGUAAAGAAGCCCAAGCCACAGCAGAUAGCCAAACAGGCUUCCCCCACUAAAAAGCCAGAGGCGCGCAAAACUGUAGUCUCCGGACAGAUUAAGAAAAAAUUGCCAAAGUCCAAGCCAGAGGACCAGAAGGAGCGCAAAGAGCGCGGCAUUGUGUUCAUCAAGCACUUGCCGCACGGAUUCUUUGAGCAACAAUUGCGACAGUACUUCAAGCAAUUCGGUCGCGUGCUGCGUGUCCGGCUGGCCCGUUCCCCACGCUCUGGCAACAGCAAGGGAUUUGCAUUUGUCGAGUUCGAGUAUCCAGAGGUGGCCAAGGUGGCCGCCGACACCAUGGACAACUAUCUAAUGUUCCAGAAAGUGGUCAAGGCGUCGUACAUUCCGCCCGAAAGCCAGAAAUUCAACUACUUCAAGACCUCAGUGAAGAGGGUACAAAAUAAGGCUGGCAAAGAAAUCUACGUUUCGGAGAUCACCAAGCAAACGCAGAACAGCGUUAAGAAGCAAAACAAUUGGAGCGAAGCUGCCUGCCAGAAGCGCACUGUUUCCAAUCUUGGCAAAGUCAAGAAGCUGCAAGAGAAGUACAAGCACUUGGGAAUUGAUUUCUCGGGUCUGGUGGUGGAGCCAGUCAAGAAACCCAAGGAAUCGCCAGAAGCCACUGCACCAUCCACAAGCGAGGCUGCCAAGUCCAACAAGAAACAGAAAAAAGAGAAGGAGGUUCGCAUGGAAGACUUGCUGGGCACCACCAUUGACGAGGACUCUGAUGACGAGGACUAUGUGGAUGCAUCCGAAGAUGACUCUGAUCUUGAGUUGGAGGAUGGGGAGAGUGAGCAGGCCAGCGAUGACUCUGAGGACAGCGACGAAGAGGAGGAUCUCCCACCGCCGCCCAAGAAGUCGCAGAAGAAAAACCCUUCUGCGGCUGUCCGGCUGGAGGACAAACUGAAGCGCAAACCUGGCUCUGGCGGUGUGCAAAAGAAGAAGCCCGCUCCGGCACCGAAGGCCGCCAAAAAUGCCGUCACACAGAAGCUGCAGCUGGCCGCAGCCAAGACGCUGGCCAAGCCCCUGCAGAAGGUCAAGUCCAAGAAGUUGAAGAAAUAGCCGUAAACUACAUUUUACUCUAAUUACUUAGUAAGCGAACAAUUGUAAGAGAAGUUGUGUUAAAAUAUGUCCCUGUACAAACUA
Molecule: messenger RNA, 1224 nt
Organism: Drosophila obscura
Lineage: Eukaryota; Metazoa; Arthropoda; Insecta; Diptera; Drosophilidae
Product: MKI67 FHA domain-interacting nucleolar phosphoprotein
Exons: 3
Coding region: 43-1140 (365 amino acids)
Biological process (GO): maturation of LSU-rRNA from tricistronic rRNA transcript (SSU-rRNA, 5.8S rRNA, LSU-rRNA)
Cellular component (GO): nucleolus
Molecular function (GO): RNA binding
Source: RefSeq, a predicted model, not a curated record